Molecule: messenger RNA, 759 nt
Organism: Gastrolobium bilobum
Lineage: Eukaryota; Viridiplantae; Streptophyta; Magnoliopsida; Fabales; Fabaceae
Product: NDR1/HIN1-like protein 6
Exons: 1
Coding region: 1-759 (252 amino acids)
Cellular component (GO): plasma membrane
Source: RefSeq, a predicted model, not a curated record
AUGGCAGAUCAUCCAAAAGUCCAUCCUAUCCAUGAUGAUGUUGAGGCACCAAACCAACCUUCAGCACCUUUGGUGUCUAAAUCUGAUAAUGGUGAUCCUGAAAAUGGGGUGCAUCCUCCUCCUCCUCCCCCACAAAGCACUUUACCUGUGAAUGUGAAGCCACCAAAGAAAAGAAGAAGCUGCUGCUGCAGGUUCCUGUGUUGGAUGGUAAGCAUAUUGCUGAUUCUGAUUGUGGCCAUUGGCAUCACCAUUGGGAUACUAUUCCUUGUGCUCAGACCAAAGAUUCCAAAAUACUCUGUGGAUGAACUGAGUGUUAGCCAGUUUGAUAUUUCUCAAAACAACAGCCUAUCUGUUACUUUCAACUUGACAAUUAUUGCUAGAAACCCAAACAAGAAGAUUGGAAUAGACUAUAGAGGUGGAAGCCACUUAAGUGGUUGGUACAAUGACACAAAACUAUGUGAAGGUGCUUUGCCAAAAUUCUACCAGGGUCACCGCAACACUACUGUCCUCAGUAUCCCUCUUUCAGGGCAAACACAGAAUGCAACUGGCUUGCAGAAUAAUCUGCUGCAACAGCUUCAACAAGCGGGUUAUGUUCCACUCAGUCUCAAGGUCAAACAGCCUGUGAGGAUUAAGCUUGGCAAGUUGAAACUGUUUAAAAUCACGUUCAGGGUUAGGUGCAGGAUCGUAGUGGAUAACCUUAAUGCUAAUAGUUCUAUUAGAAUUCGGAGCAGUAAAUGUAAGUUCAGGUUUAGGCUAUGA